Molecule: messenger RNA, 963 nt
Organism: Aspergillus pseudoviridinutans
Lineage: Eukaryota; Fungi; Ascomycota; Eurotiomycetes; Eurotiales; Aspergillaceae
Product: ribonuclease P subunit p30 family protein
Exons: 2
Coding region: 1-963 (320 amino acids)
Biological process (GO): tRNA processing
Cellular component (GO): nucleolar ribonuclease P complex
Molecular function (GO): RNA binding
Source: RefSeq, a predicted model, not a curated record
AUGUUUUACGAUCUGAACGUUCCUUACUCCUCAGAUGAUCCCGAGAUAUCUGAUACAUUGAGCUUUCUUGCAGAACUCGGUUACACAACCGUCGCUCUCUCGCAGACCAUCAGUGGAAAGCUUCCAUCAAACCUUGCCCCGCCACCUCCUCCCACGAAUGCUCCCAAAAAUUUGAAAUUGCUUUCUCGUGUGAACUUGACAUUGUCCGACCCCGCACAGAAUCAGCGCCUUGCCAGCUUAGCUCAGGUGUAUGACCUGGUAGCGCUUCGCCCUACCAAUGAAAAAGCCCUUCUGAAUGCAUGCACGAAUCUCGAAUGCGACCUAAUUUCUCUGGAUCUCUCCGUGAGACUCCCGUUUUACUUCAAAUUUAAAAUGCUCUCUGCAGCUAUCGAACGAGGGGUUCGACUGGAAAUUUGCUACGGGCCUGGGGUUACAGGGAGCGGGCUUGAAGCCCGUCGGAAUCUCAUCGGCAAUGCUAUGUCCCUGAUCCGCGCAACACGCGGAAGGGGAAUCGUUGUGUCAAGUGAGGCAAGGAGGGCCCUGGGCGUGAGGGCUCCAUGGGAUGUCAUCAACUUGACAUGUGUAUGGGGUCUGUCACAGGAACUCGGCAAGGAGGCAAUCAGUGAGGAAGCAAGAAAGGUCACUGCACUAGCUAAAUUGAAACGCACAAGCUGGCGAGGAGUCAUCGACAUCGUUGACGGUGGACAGAAAUCAAAGUCACAAGUUGUGGAGUCCGGAAUGGGGCAGAAAAGCAUGUCUAAGAAUAAGAAUGUCCCACAGGCUCAAGGAGCUGGUGACAACCUGAAGAGGAAGGCAUCUCUCGGCUCAGAGGCGGCCGUUGAGGAAAUUGAGAAACCUCUGUCCAAGCGUGAGAUGAAGCGAAGGGCUAAAAAAGCGCGGUUGGAGGCAGGAGAUGGUGCUGGCAAUGCAACAGGUUCGGGUGCGACUGUGGCCUCUGGCUGA